ACAAAUAAAUAAAUAAUAACUUUUUAAAAAGUAAGCAAAUUUAUUAAUAAAUAAAUAUUAACUUUAAUCACCAAUAGAGCAGUUUCAGUUUACAUCCCAGAGACAUCUGGGUUUCCCCUUCAGUGCUACUUUCUUUGUAAAUGGAAUCAUGGCAGCCAGGAUCAGUUCCUGCUGUGAGUACAGAUUUGCCCCUGGCUUUCAGCAAGGCCGCAGGAGCUGCUUCAGACUGACCCGUCUAAAUGGAGGAAAACCCUGCUACAAGUGAGAUACAGUAUGAUGGCAUGCAUCAUCAAGAAAAAGAUUUAAAGCAGGAUUUCUUCUCAAGACCAAAUGGGUUGUCAUUGCAAACAUUUUCUCUUUUUACAGAUGUGUGAAUUCAAGGCACGGUAUUGGCACCCAAGCGAUCGAUAGUCCAGCUCUAGCCUUGCAACAAUCCAUCAGUUCUAAUGAAGGUAUUAUGGAGUCGUGCCUUCUUCCCCUUUGUUCGUCCCUCUUGGAAUGGAAAGAUCGGUGCAGAAGAUCAGAAAGCUCUCUAAAGAUGGAGGUGCUUUGUCUACAGACAGUGAAGAUGUAAAUAGCAGUGCAAAAGAAAGAAAACGUCACAAACACCAUAAAGGACCACGCAGCCAACAAGGAGAGGGCAAAAGUUUGGAAGAAUCGCAAGCACAUAAAAAUGGGAAUGAACCUGAAGACAAACCACCUUCCAACACCAAAGAACAACUGCAAACAUCAGCAAAAGAACAUGUGCAAGGCAAGGAGAAUUCAGUGACUGAAAACAAACCUAAAGUGCCAGAUUCAUUGCAGGAAGGAAAAACCCUGACUAAGCGCGACGGCGAGAAAACAAUGGAUGCUUCGAAAUCGCAUGGAAAAAGCAGGAACAGGGAAAGACUGAGGGACUUCUAUAAAGAAUGUGUUGAAAUGAGCACUGGUCUGGAAUCAGGCCUAGAGCAACAGAGGUGGUUCAAAGUAAACAAGUUUGAGAGGAACAAAAUCAAAGAACAACUCACUUCAGGACUCACUGCCAACAGCUCAGCAUCAGAGGUGGAAUUUAGUGAGGAAAGUGACAAUAGUCUCACAGAAGCAAGGAAACCUAAAAUGAAUAAUAAGCAAGGUUAGUAUAACUGAUAAGUUCAAGCUCUGUAUGUGUGCUAAUGAUUUAUGAUCAAUAUCUCCUAUAAUAUUAAAAAUGUGUAUGUGU
This is a messenger RNA of Cyprinus carpio (common carp), 1198 nucleotides long. RefSeq lists its product as uncharacterized. Bases 499 to 1116 code for a protein of 205 amino acids. The transcript has 4 exons. NCBI's taxonomy places the organism in Eukaryota, Metazoa, Chordata, Actinopteri, Cypriniformes, Cyprinidae. The record is from RefSeq and is a predicted model, not a curated record.